AUGUUUAUCGAUAGCUUUAAAGUUGAGAGCCCGAACGUGAAGUACACAGAGAAUGAGAUUCAAUCUGUGUAUGAUUACGAAACUACAGAGGUUGUUCAUGAGAAGAACGUCAAUGGUACUUAUCAAUGGAUCGUGAAGCCAAAGACUGUCAAAUACGAGUUCAAAACCGAUACUCGUGUCCCCAAAUUAGGGGUUAUGCUUGUUGGAUGGGGAGGUAACAAUGGAUCAACACUCACUGCUGGUGUAAUCGCUAAUAAAGAAGGAAUCUCAUGGGCAACGAAGGAUAAAGUGCAACAAGCGAAUUACUUUGGUUCACUAACUCAAGCUUCAUCGAUUCGUGUUGGAUCCUUUAAUGGUGAAGAGAUCUAUGCUCCUUUCAAGAGUCUACUUCCAAUGGUGAAUCCUGAUGAUGUUGUGUUUGGAGGAUGGGAUAUAAGUGAUAUGAAUUUAGCUGAUGCAAUGGGAAGAGCCAAAGUUCUUGAUAUUGAUUUGCAGAAACAGCUUAGGCCUUAUAUGGAGAACAUUGUUCCACUUCCUGGUAUCUUUGAUCCUGAUUUCAUAGCUGCGAAUCAAGGCUCACGUGCUAAUAACGUCAUCAAAGGUACCAAGAAGGAACAAGUCGACCACAUCAUCAAGGACAUGAGGGAGUUUAAGGAGAAGAAUAAGGUGGAUAAGGUUGUGGUUUUGUGGACGGCUAACACUGAGCGUUAUAGCAAUGUGGUUGUCGGGUUAAACGAUACAAUGGAGAAUCUGAUGACCUCUGUGGAGAGAGAUGAGGCGGAGAUAUCUCCUUCGACGCUUUAUGCUAUUGCUUGUGUUCUUGAGGGAAUUCCGUUUAUCAAUGGAAGCCCUCAAAACACCUUUGUUCCAGGACUUAUUGAUUUGGCGAUCAAGAAUAAUGUUUUGAUCGGUGGAGAUGAUUUCAAGAGUGGUCAAACCAAGAUGAAAUCUGUCUUGGUUGAUUUCCUUGUUGGUGCAGGAAUUAAGCCUACUUCAAUUGUGAGCUACAAUCACUUGGGGAACAAUGAUGGAAUGAACCUCUCAGCUCCACAGACAUUCCGAUCUAAGGAGAUCUCGAAGAGUAAUGUCGUGGACGAUAUGGUUGCUAGCAAUGGUAUCCUCUUCGAGCCCGGGGAACACCCUGACCAUGUAGUGGUCAUCAAGUAUGUACCUUAUGUUGCGGACAGCAAGCGAGCAAUGGACGAGUAUACGUCAGAGAUUUUCAUGGGAGGGAAGAACACAAUUGUGAUGCACAAUACUUGUGAAGACUCUCUCUUAGCUGCUCCAAUUAUCUUGGAUCUUGUUCUCCUCGCUGAGCUCAGCACUAGGAUCCAGUUCAAAUCCGAGGGAGAGGGGAAGUUUCAUUCUUUCCACCCUGUGGCCACCAUACUUAGCUACCUCACCAAGGCACCACUUGUCCCGCCGGGAACACCUGUCGUUAACGCUCUCUCGAAGCAGCGGGCGAUGCUGGAGAACAUUCUCAGGGCAUGUGUUGGGCUGGCUCCGGAAAACAACAUGAUCUUGGAAUACAAGUGA
Molecule: messenger RNA, 1536 nt
Organism: Arabis nemorensis
Lineage: Eukaryota; Viridiplantae; Streptophyta; Magnoliopsida; Brassicales; Brassicaceae
Source: the annotation of a GenBank genome assembly